Cyanidioschyzon merolae strain 10D is the source of this 3543-nucleotide messenger RNA. Its product is annotated as similar to nucleotide excision repair complex subunit XPC. Bases 1 to 3543 code for a protein of 1180 amino acids. Gene Ontology annotation, molecular function: damaged DNA binding; single-stranded DNA binding. The transcript has a single exon. Gene Ontology annotation, cellular component: nucleus; nucleotide-excision repair factor 2 complex; XPC complex. Lineage: Eukaryota; Rhodophyta; Bangiophyceae; Cyanidiales; Cyanidiaceae. The record is from RefSeq and is a predicted model, not a curated record. Gene Ontology annotation, biological process: nucleotide-excision repair; mismatch repair.
AUGACCAGCGGUCAGGGCGGGGGCGGUUCAGCUACACCGGAAGAGUCUUCGGUUGUCGGAACGCUGCAAACCGCAUCGAACGAUGCGGUUCAGAGAACGCUGGAUCGAGCAACAAAGCGAACUCGUAGGACGGACGCCGCAAACGCCGCUGCAGCACCGCAAGCACCCACUCGCAUAGUGCGGGAAGCUCGUCGUGCAGCACUGGAAGCUCUGAAGCGAUUGAACGUGGCGGAUGUUGAGGUCGCUGAAGAAAGCCCAGACACGAAGCCUCCGCGUCGCACUGUUCCAACCACAGCCCUGCAGGAGAAUCCGCGCGCACUCUCGCCCGCAGCGGACCUCGAGAAGGAUAUAGAGUGGGAGUCUGCUUGGACAGAGGGUGCGGCAGAGCAGCCAUCUCCUGUGCAAACAAAAGACCAGCUAGAAGUUGUUCUCGAGCUCGACGAAGAGGGUACAGAUAGCGCGAGCGGGGUGUCCCGUUCGCAAGCUGACUCCACUGGCUCAGACGCUGAUCAUAGGGCUGCGAAGCGCCGGCGAGGAUCACUUGCAACCAAGCGAAAAAUGACCAAGACAUUUUCCGCUGCAGAGCGUGCCAAUGCUUUACGCAUACAUCGCAUACAUCUUCUAUGUAUGCUGGCGUCGUCGCUCACUUUCGAUCGACUUUCCAGUGCGGCAACUAUCCAGGCCCGCGCACUCUCCCUAGUUCCAUGCGAGGUAAUCGAGCGUUUUGACCGAAUCCCUGAAGAUGCCCUUAGGGAGACUUCGUCUAGUCUUGCAGAGGCUUUGACGUAUUUUGUGGUCUGGUUUGCGUCGAACUACCGGCAGUCAUCGUUCCCCUGUGAGGUAUGCUGCCCCGACGAAUCAGGAUAUUCAGUGCCAGUUCCACGCACACCACAUACCCGUCUAGAGCACGCUAUGCUGCAUGGCUUGGGUGGUGAACAAGAGCUGGUUGCUCUUGCAUGCGCCAUGCUACGAGCGUUGCUCGGUCGUUUGAACUUUCAGUCGCAAGCGCGGCCUGAGGGCAAGCGCGUGCAGUCCGCCCCAGUUCCCGAUGGCAGCACUGUGCUGCUGAAGAGAUACGGACUCGUGCGAUUCGUUGCAGGCCCAAAUAUAAUUGGCCGCAAACCCGAGCACUUGGAACUUGUCGAUCAGGGAUCUGGUUUACCGACUUGGCAAGCACGACUUUCGGCCAUCCUGGAGCAUUGGUUUCCUCCAGCUCCAGCCGAUGUGCCUCCAUCGAAAAAGCAAUGUCCAUUGGAACCACCACUCAAUCGGAAACGACCCGGUAAGCCACUGCGGAACUCUCGAUCGUCGCACGGUCUACAGCAGAAGCAUGCGAUGCAGGCACAUGGAGUCGAAGCGCAGCCGCCCGCGGUACACUCGAAGGCGUCGACUUUGGAUGCAGACACUGGAGAAGCCUCGUUGCCGCGACGCGCCCUUGAAUCGCCGCAAGUGCGGCAACGUGACGUUCAUCAUCAGCAGCAGCAAGCUGGACGCGGCCUCUCGACAAGCAAAACCCAAAGAACGCGCCAGAACUGGCUUACGCGCGACAGCAAACGUACCGCAAGUGCGCUCGAGUCCGCUGAGCGCUACUCCAAUCCAAGAGGCAAUACGCGUUCGACAUACUUAUGGGCGUAUCAGAUUCAAUCGGCUUUUCUCGCGCCGUGGAGAGUGGGCGUGAACAUAUCUCCGCAGGUUGCCCAUCGUCGCACAGCCGAGUCGAGCGAUCGGAGCUCGCAGGCCAGAAAGACGGGUAGAUUAUGGUCCUUGUCUGUUCCUGGUCGAUGGAAUCUCACGAACGCGGAUCCUUACCGAGUGCCGCAAUACUGGCUGGAGGUAUGGGAUCCGACUCAACAGCACUGGAUCCAUCUCGAUCCGAUGCGAUGCUUGGUCGACGACCCGCUAGCCGUCACGGUGCUGCCUUGGUGGACCCGUACGACGCGGCCUCUGCCCCGGUCCGCGGCAACUGGCCAGCGGGAUCGGCACCUGAAUCCGUCUAAGACAAGAUCCCUGAAAGGAGACGUUUCCAACGAACCACGGGAAGAAGACGACGGUGACGGUAAUCGUAUCCAACGACCGAAGCGACGCUCAUCAAGGCUGCGUCCCGAUGCAACAUACAAUGAGAUGGAUGGGCGCAGUGGAGAUCGCUCACAGAGCGAGAGCGACACGGCGUCGAGCGAGCUCGAGACUCCCGAGCUCCCCACGAAUCGAUGGAAACGGGAGCGUGCCGAACGAGUUGUCCCGUAUAUCUUCGCGCUGGAGCAUGGAUUUGGACGUGACGUCACCCGCCGCUACACAACCCGGUUCCAACCUGUACUCGAGGCUCGCAGUCUUGACGGUCAUCGCUACUGGACCGAGGAGGUGCUCCCAAUGCUGAGCCCCUUUCAGCCACGCACACACCUGAUUGAAACAGAGCACGACGCUAUCGACGACGACGCGUUCAGGGAACGCAGCACGCUCUGGAAUGCACUGGACAAUUUGGAGCAAAAUGAAUUUUGGGGAUUACAUGAAGCGGAACCCAUUCCUCGAUCCAUUUCUGCGCUGAAAAAUCACCCCGCUUUUGUGCUUGAGGAACAUUUGAAAAAGUAUGAGGCGAUUCAUCCGAAGCUUGCCAUCGGAAACAUCCAACGCAUCCAGCCAAACGGACGGAUUCAAACUAUACCUGUCUACCGUCGACGAGAUGUUCACCUGUUGCAUACCCGGGAGCGCUGGUUUCGUGAAUGCCGAAUCGUUCGGGAGAGCGAGCUGCCCUACAAAAUCGUGCAAUCGUUCAUGUCCCGUUUUCGACAACGUCGUGAAGAACGACGUAGAGAACGGCGCCAGCAAGCACCUGAAGAGCUCGAGGAUUCGUCGACUGCCACCGCAGGUCCGACGGAACUAUUCGGUAUUUGGCAGACGGACCCCAUGCCGCGACCUCGAGCUGAAAAUGGUAUUGUCCCUCGAUGUGGCCUGCGGGGCAAUAUCGAGCUCUGGACGCCGAAUCACCUGCCUCUGGGAACAACGCAUGUCGACUUGCCUUUCGCUGCCAUGUUUGCGCGCCGUCUCGGCUUUGACUUCGUACCAGCGAUGGUCGGUUUUGAGGUACGAGCAUGCGGCUUCGUUCCAGCUAUUCGCGGUGUCGUCGUCUGCACCGAAAACGCUGCAGCGCUUACGGAUGCAUGUGAAGCAGAGAUCAAGCGGCGACGAGAACGAGCCGAAAAAAGGAUGCGAGAGGACGCGCUGCGACGCUGGCGACAACUCAUUCGGACUAUUGUAGCGAAAGAGCGUUUGAGGAAACGAUAUGGCGGAUUUCAGGUCCAGGACACGAAUGCAACGUUCUCCAGUCGCAAAGCGGGCAAGCAGACGUCUUCAUCGUCUGCCGCGGAACCCGCGAAACGAGAACGCGUGCCUGCCGCAACCGCUGCAGGAGCAGACGACGACGCUGAUCAGCGUGCCGCCCAUGAACACGAGUGGGUCUUUGUGGGCGCUUCGAAUUCCCAGGAUGCUCUCGGGCGCAAGCAGUGUGCACUCUGUGGUCUCUGCGUCACCUACGAGUCUCUGUUGUGA